AUGACCUCUCAAACCAUCGGUCGCGGCAUCACUCGGAACAGAGAGCGCCUGGCCUGCACGGAAUGCCGUCGCCGGAAACUCAAGUGCAAUCGCUCUCUCCCCUGCAGUGCCUGCACUCGGCGCGGCGCCAGUGAUUCCUGUGUCUACCAGCGUGCUCCUAGCGGUGAGGGCGAGCCCAAAGUACGCGCCGAGGAGAGGCUCGAGCAGCUGGAGAAGAUUGUCAAGAAUCUCAUCAGUGAGAGCCCCAAUGAUGUCUCGGCAGCACCAUCGUCGGCCUGGGAGGAUACAGUGCACGUGGCCUCGUCUUCGUCGAGCUCCAGCCAGCAGCCAGGAUCGACCCAUCUGAGCUCGGCUCUGGAAGAUAUCCAAGAGUUGAGGUCGGCCAUUGCAGCCAACGGUGAAGACGAUGAACAACCUGUGGUCAGCGUUCAUCAGCAUCAAAGUCUUGAACCCGUGGGCAUUUUAUUUGGAUCAUCCUCGCCAAUGACCCUUCAGAAAAUACUGGCUACAUAUCUCCCCUCGAGGCAAGAUGUCGACCGUCUCAUAUCCGCCUACUUCAGAGCCCAGUCGAUCGCUGCACCAUUCAUCCAUUCCCAUCACUUCAGAAGGCUGUAUGCCUCGUUCUGGGCUCACCCAUUGAGGACUUCGCCAAGCUGGAUCUCCCUUCUCUUCUCUAUCUGUCACAUCUCAAUCAACGCCCUCAAGCUCCAGGUUGACGACAGCCCACCAACCAAGAAUUUCAGGUUCUCUCAGGCAGCUGCAUACUGCCUGGCUCUCGGGGAGUAUUACCGCCCCAAACCCUUUGCAGUCGAGGCUCUCCUCCUUUUCAUACAAUCACACUGCCUCACGAGCCUGAUACUCCCACCGGACACCGCGCCCGUGAUCGGAACCCUAAUACGCGUCGCAACAGCCAUGGGCUACCACCAGCCGCCAACGCGUCCAGACAUCCUCACCCCUUUCGAAUCGGAGAUGCGCCGGCGGACGUGGUCACUCUGCAUGCAGCUCGACCUGCUGGUCUCGUUCCACCUGGGCUUACCCAGCGCGAUGAGGUUCUCCAGCUGGCCGUGCGAGCCUCCGAGAAAUCUCAGCGAUUCUGACUUUGACGAGUCCAGCCUGGAGCUGCCGCCUUCGAGACCGAGAACGAAUCCUACGGGGACGGUCUUCAUCAUCGAGAAGCACAAUUUCAUGGUCGUCUUUGAUAAAAUUCAGCAUCACGCACUGUCAGCCAGGUCACGUCCUCCACACGACGUGGAGGAGGAGCUCGUCGAGCUAGACUCGGAGAUGAGGAGAGUCCACAGCGAGCUCCCGCCAGCCCUGAAGCCGCUCGCCAUGAAGGACUCCGUCUUCGACUCACCAAACAUCAUCGUGACUCGGCUCUGCGUCACGUUCCUGUACUGCAAGUGCCUCAUCGUGCUCCACCGCCAGCACGUCCUGACCAACCGCCCGGGGAGCCUCAAGACGUGCUACGAGGCCUCCGGGAUGCUCGUCCGGCACUUCUGCGACUCCUACGACGAGUUCGCGCCCGGCGGGCAGGUGGAGAGCGAGAGGUGGUUCAUGUCCAGCCUGACGGUCCACGACUUUUUGCUCGGGGCCGUGGCGCUGUCGCUCGUGACCCUGGCGAGCUCGCGGGCCGGCGCCUCGUACACCGUGGACAGGGCCGUCGCGACGGGCCUGCUGGAGAGGAGCCGGGACAUCACGGCCAGGCUCGAGCCUACGAGGGGGGCGGAGACGGGGCAUGUCCGGCAGGUGAUUGAGAGCACGCUCCAGCAGCUGCAGGCGUCGGAUCCGUUGCCCGACAAGGUGAUGCCUUCUACGUCGGAUGACUUCCGGAUGGAUUGGGAUAUGGGGCCUCAGGACACGGCCGACUCGCUCUGGGACGAGUUUCUUGCCCAGUAUUUGAAUCUGGAUGGGGAGGAAAUUAUACCAUUCUAG
Clonostachys solani is the source of this 1932-nucleotide messenger RNA. The record is from the annotation of a GenBank genome assembly. Lineage: Eukaryota; Fungi; Ascomycota; Sordariomycetes; Hypocreales; Bionectriaceae.